Messenger RNA from Cylicocyclus nassatus, 858 nucleotides. The record is from the annotation of a GenBank genome assembly. NCBI's taxonomy places the organism in Eukaryota, Metazoa, Nematoda, Chromadorea, Rhabditida, Strongylidae.
AUGGGGCCUGCCGAUGGAAGCACUGACUCGACUGUAACGUAUGCCGAAUCACUUAUAUCAAGGUUUCACGAACGGAAUGUUGGUUUUCGAAUACGUAGUGGCACGGAAAGUGGAGGUGUCGGCUUUGCGAAGAACCAAGCGGUAAAAAUGUCUUCUGGACGGUUUAUCUCUUUCUGUGAUGCGGAUGAUGUUUCGGAGCCAAGCAGAUUACAGGAACAGUACAACUUGGCGAUUUCUCAGAGGAGCGAUUUGGUUUUUAUUGGUAGUAACUUCACCAGAAUACCGGAAGGAUCCACUGAACGCUAUACUAAAUGGACCCAUGAUUUGACAAACGAAGAAUUGAAAUUGCAGGUGUAUACGUCGCAUGGGCCCACUUUUAUAGCUCCUACAUGGUUCAUCUCAAGAAAACUCUUUUCUGCGGUAGGCGGUUUCAAAGACGACGUGCGCUUUGGGUUUCCCGAAGAUCUCGAUUUUUUCUACCGUGCAUUAGACAUCGAUGAUGUUGCAUUCUCUAAAGUAUGUAAACCCCUAGUGAACUAUCGUUCACUCCGGAUGUGCUUCUUUUGGUGUUUCCGAAGCUGCUAUAUGGAACAUGCGUGUGGAAUCUGCGCUCUUACAUUCCCAAAGAAGAUCAAACGAGCAUGGCUGGAGGAUUAUGACGAAAAAGCACGAGUAGUUCGGUGGAAACUACCCAUUGUUCAUGUGAAGCUGCGUAUUAGCAUCGAAAGAAUGUGGCAAGAUGCCCGUGACAUCUUCGCUCAAGUUCGUGAAGCUACCUCGGAAUUCGAAGAUGUUUGGAUGAAUAUAGCUCAUGUAUAUAUCGAACUUGGACAAUAUGUCCCUGCUUUGCAAACGUGA